UUUUGGUAACACGAUGAAAUAAAUAAUAUUUUAAUGGUUACUAUUGUUCAUUUUAUUAGGUGAUGUAUUUGUUAUUUAUUUCGGUGUUUCAUUUGAAUACUGCGGUACAAAUGAUUAUAAUGGCAGAAAGUCGUGUCUCUAGUGUUAUUGAAGUCUGUGAAACCGAAUGACAAAACAGAGACAUCUAAUUGUUAAAAGUAUUGUAAUGUGUGUAAAAGUUUGACCUUUUGAAACUUUUUACAUAAAAGUCUUUUUUCUAUACAAACUACCAGUUUAUUGAAAACAACAUUUCCUUGUAUUAUUUCAAGACAACAUCGACGUUUUUGUGUUUUUUUUUUACGUUCAUUUACUUUGUUUAUUAUGAAUUUGGUGGGUUUUCUUGUGCAGUAACUUAACGACGGAUUCAAUAAUAUAGGUCCAUUCUUAUUUCCUGUCUUCAAUUUUGAUAUAACCAUUGCUAUGGUGCUACGAUAAAAAGGUUGUUACGGGGAGAUAUUGUCAUGGAUUUUCCUCAGUUCCAUGAAAUUGAACAACUUACAAGUGAUGCAAUAGAAAACAAGUGAUUGUGGUAACUGACAUAAAACUGUUGGUGUGCCCUAGCAGGUACUUUGUAGUGGAGCCACCAGGCUAUGGCCAACUUGAAUUUUGAGCAGCCACCACGCAGUAUUGCGAACGCAAGCCUUACAUCACGCACAGGUGGUGGGGGGGGCUUAAAUUCAUCGACCCUCACGGGUCAUGUCACACCUACUUCGGGCAUGUUCUCAGGCUCAUCUGCAAGCACUUCAAGUUCAGCUAAUUCUGCGGUAGUAGUUACUAACGUUUACCCUGGAGCAUCAGGCACUGGAGGUGGACAAAAUAGUCAUCAACCUCAACAGCAACAGCUCUCUCCUAUGGGCAGUAGAGGACUGUUUGGGCAAAGAGCUUUUACUGAUAGACGUACAAUGCCUGCUCUUGGAACAAAUCCAAUGGGUAGCAUGGGCACUUUUGGAAUACCUCAAAGUCGUAAUUACGGAUCUCAAAUCAAUAAUUUUCACUCUGUUUUUGGCAGUGGAGGAGGUGGUGAUACAAGUACUCCUCCAUUGUUGGAUUUAUCUGAGUUUCCUUCAUUAACAAACAGAGGGCAGGGUGAUUCUAUGCCACAACCUAGUCCUAUGCCAGGAAAACAACCUUAUGUUGGAAUGGUAAAGCAACCAACAUCUGAAUCAAGUGAAUUUACAAUGAGUUCAGAAGAUUUCCCAGCAUUACCAGGAACACAAAAUAGAGAAGGGCCGUCGCCAGGUGGAAGUGUUUCCGGUGAUAAAAAUAUACCUGUUGGACUUGGUCCUGACAUUGGACAAGAUGUAUUACAAGCGAAUAGAGCACCUGGAUCUGAGAAAUCUCAGUCAUCUAAAAGAGGCAUACAAACAUCUCCUGAUGGCAAGGUGACUAAUAUACCAGCAAGUAUGGUAAAAGAUCAAUUUGGAAUGGUUGGAUUAUUGACGUUUAUUAGGGCAGCUGAAACAGACCCGAAUUUAGUAUCUCUGGCAUUAGGUCAAGAUCUAACUGCGUUAGGAUUAAAUCUUAAUUCGCCAGAAAAUCUUUAUCAAAAUUUUGGCGGACCUUGGGCAGAAACACCAUGCCGACCUCAGGAUAUUGAUUUUCAUGUACCACCAGAGUAUCUUAUUAAUGCCGCCAUCAGAGAUAAAUUAGCGCCAGUUAAAUUAAAUCGAUAUAAGGAUGAUUUAUUAUUUUACAUGUUUUAUACAAAUGUUGGGGAUGUUCUACAAUUAGCGGCCGCGGCAGAGUUGUAUAGUAGAGAGUGGCGAUAUCAUAUGGAAGAAAAGGUGUGGAUAACGCAAGCACCGGGAUUGGGUCUUGUAGAAAAAACAUCGACAUACGAACGUGGUACUUAUUAUUAUUUUGAUGCACAGAGUUGGAGAAAAGUAGCAAAGGAAUUUCAUUUGGAUUAUACGAAACUAGAAAGUAGACCUCAUCUUCCCACAAACUUUCACCAAACCCAGCCUUGACUACAGAUCUGCUUGCAGACUAUUGUGUUGUCUUUAAGCUGGACAGGAAACAGCUAUUGUAUAAAUGAACAAAUUUAAUAAUCUUUAAUAAAAAUAUAAAAUUUGAAGAGUAAUUAAAUGAAGUUCUUUAAUUAACUUAUAGUUAAGAAUAGGAACGAGC
Megachile rotundata (alfalfa leafcutting bee) is the source of this 2166-nucleotide messenger RNA. RefSeq names its product CCR4-NOT transcription complex subunit regena (gene Rga). Gene Ontology annotation, cellular component: CCR4-NOT core complex. NCBI's taxonomy places the organism in Eukaryota, Metazoa, Arthropoda, Insecta, Hymenoptera, Megachilidae. Gene Ontology annotation, biological process: regulation of DNA-templated transcription. The record is from RefSeq and is a predicted model, not a curated record.